AUGAAGCUUCAAGCUUUUGAACUUCCCUUAGGCAAACCUCAAACAAGAAGAAAAACACCAAAUUUUGCUCCACUUGUAGCCCUAACAGUGCUUUUAACAAUCCCUUUAUAUUACCCCUUUAUAAAACAAUCUCACAGAAAAAUAUCUGAAGCUUGGCAUUCAUAUGAAUCUUUAGAGGAUUCUGUUACACCAAAUAUUGAUUUAGACCCUCCUCCUAAGGAGAAUAAUCAAGAUUGUUCCCUGGAAGUUGAUGCGCUGCGGUGCAAUCCUAGUGAAGGCGGGACCAUCACCAAAAGGGAUGAUGUGGACGUGGAGGCAACUCUAAAAUUUAAUGAAGAAGAGUCAGAGGCUAAGAACUUGCCAGAAGAAAAUCAAAUAACAAAGGAAACUUCAAAGUUUAAUGAAGAUGAAUCAGAGGCUAAGAAUUUGCCGGAAGAAAAUCAAGAAACGAAUCCACCGCCACCACCAAGCUCCGCUAAAGGCAACCUGGCUGCCCACCGCGAGAAGAUGGAUAGAAAAAGACCAGGUAAGGGUAGAAGGAGGAAGUCUAGACGCUCCACCCCUCCAAAAGUUACGAAAGAAAAAUUGAAGAGAUCGUCAAGUAAUAGUAAAAAUGAUCUUAGCAUGGUACGAUCAGAAGUGUUAGAUUAUAAAAAUUGUGAUUUAUUUUCUGGGGAAUGGGUGCCAAAUCCUGAGGGUCCAUAUUAUACAAAUAUGACAUGCAAUGCAAUUCAGGAGCAUCAAAAUUGCAUGAGAUUUGGUAGGCCUGAUGAAGGAUUUCUCAAGUGGAAGUGGAAACCUGAUGGCUGUGAAUUGCCUAUAUUUGAUCCUCAUCAAUUUUUGGAACUUGUUAGAGGAAAAUCAAUAGCCUUUGUAGGAGACUCCGUGGCAAGAAAUCACAUGCAGUCUUUGAUUUGCCUCCUGACUAGGGUUGUGUACCCUGUAGACUUUUCAGAUGCGUCAGAUGAAAACAAGCGGUACGAGUACAUAGACUACAACUUCAACAUAUCCAUGUUCUGGUCACCUUACUUGGUAAAAACAGAGAAAACCAAUCCCAAAGAUGUUACACGCCCUUUCAAGCUAUUUCUUGAUGAGUUUGAUGAACACUGGACUAGCAAAAUCCAAGAUUUUGAUUACGUAAUAAUCUCUGCCGGGCACUGGUUCUUCCGUCCUACCUACUUCUACCUCAACCGCCGCCUCGUUGGCUGCCUCUAUUGUCCUGAGGACAACAUCAGCCACCUGACUUCAUACUUCAGCUAUCGCCGGGCUUUCAGAACGGCGUUUCGGGCUAUAAACAAAGGGAAAAAUCCCAAGGGCACAACGUUUCUUAGAACGUUUGCACCGUCACACUUUGAAGGCGGGCUAUGGGAUAAAGGCGGAGAUUGUGCUAGGACAAGGCCAUUCAAAAGGAAUGAGACAGUUUUAGAGGAUUAUAGUUUGGAAAUGUAUAUGAUUCAAUUGGAGGAAUUAAGGAUUGCACAGAAAGCAGGGAGAAGAAACGGGUUGAAAAUUAGGUUGUUUGAUGCGACAAACCCUAUGUCAUUGAGACCAGAUGGACACCCAAGUAAAUAUGGACAUUGGCCUGUGCCAAAUGUGACAUUGGUUAGCGAUUGUGUCCAUUGGUGUUUGCCUGGACCAAUUGAUUCUUGGAAUGAUUUCUUGCAAGAGUUGAUGAAAAGGGAAAUACCGAAAUUAGAUAGACUUUUACCUUUUAUUUAA
Molecule: messenger RNA, 1719 nt
Organism: Fraxinus pennsylvanica
Lineage: Eukaryota; Viridiplantae; Streptophyta; Magnoliopsida; Lamiales; Oleaceae
Source: the annotation of a GenBank genome assembly